AGGAGAGGGGGGGGGGGGUCGCGUGGCAUCGACGCAAUCUCGUCGCGUUUGACGGCCCACGUCCGGGUUAGGCCACCCCCACUCCACUCGGCACGCAGUGGUCGCGCCCAAUAGGAUGCGACUUUGUCGCUGGAGUUGUCAGUAACUAGGAGCGCAGCGCUCCGACGCCGCGCUCACGCUCAUCGUCGUUCUCGUGAGGACCUUGCUCGCUCCACCGCUGGAUGAAGACGGCCUCUCCCUACAAGCCGCCGCCGCCGCCGCCGCCGUCUCUCACGACCCCUGCGAUGUUAUUCAUCUCAGCCCGGCCGCUCGCUGCCCAGCCACAUGAGUUGUGAUGGCAUCGUCCGCUCCAUCUCUCAUCGGUACUCAGCGGCGAUGGUGGUGGUGAUGGUGGUGGUGAACAAAGUCGACUCGCAGAUGCUGACCGCUCGAUCGCUCGUCACGAUGGAGAAGCGCCCGAGCCAAAGUUCCUCGGGCCCUGAGUUGGGGCCCACGGGCAGCCCGCCCGUGACGGCGCCUGGGCCGAGGCUGCCGCCGGCCGACGGCGGCGACGGCUUCGACGGCGACGGUGACGGCGACGGUGACCGCGCGUUUGGCCGCGGUGUUGAAGGCGCCCGGUACAGCGGGCAAACGCUGCGCGGGCUGAGGCACGGACAAGGCAGGCUCGCGUGGCGAGAUGGGCAGUUGUACGUGGGCGAGUUCUUCCGAGACCACUGCCAUGGGCUGGGCGAGCACGUGUGGCCUGAUGGGUCGCGGUUCCUCGGGCACUUCUACCUCGGCAGGAGGGAGGGCUACGGAUCAUUCACGUUCCCGGACGGGAGCACUUUCCAGGGUUUGUACGCGAGCGACCGGCGUUUUGGACCCGGCGUUCGGAGUUACGGGGACGGACGUCAGGACGCGGGGAUCUGGCUGGGGGAGAGGCUCGUAAAGCUGUGCGUUCACCUGCCGAACGUCGCUCCCGCGGUCUGGCCCCCGGAGGAAGUGACAUCGCCGGCGGGCGCCAACCCGCGGGAAGCGACGUCACGGGAGCCCGCGGCGACCGUGGAACCUUCCGGCGCGAGGGCGGGGAAGUCGGAUCGCGAGCAGCGGAGCGAACUGGCGCAGCGGGAAGCGGCGUCGCACGCGGCCACACGGGAAGCCGGGCCGGCCGGGGACGUGCCGCCGAACGCCGAACUCUCCGACACACGACCGCUCCGGGGCGAUGCAGGCGCCGGCAGGCCGUGGGGCGCGCGAGAGGCGCCGUCUCCGCCGCGCGGCGGCGCCGACGCUUCCGGGGGGAUGGCCCCCGUGAUCGUCGCUCUCUGCAGAAGAGAGCCUCGUAGCUUGCCGGAUCUCUCCGGGACGGACGACGACUCCGACGAUGACGACGACUCGGCCCGGCCCGACGGGGGAGCGGCGCCCUCGCCGGGCACCGUGCGGAGCAGCGGCGGCGGGUUCGGCGUAGCGCUGAUGAAGCAGGUGCAGAGCGACCCGCUGGGCUACCGCUUCCAGCAGGUGGCGCUGCACGACGGCGUGGUGUUGCCGCCCGGCAUGGAGCGCUACUCCACCGACACGCAGCACCUGCCGCUCACCGCCAGCUACCUCGCCGCGUGUGACGCGCGGUUCUUCAGAGCAGCAGCAGCUCGAGAGGCGGCCGGGCUCCACGCGGGCAGCUGCUGGCGGGACCGCCACCUCCCGGUCCGAGCGUGGCUGAGGACGCACGCACGGGCACACGGGGACGAGCGCUUCGCGCUCGAUUGCCGUGCGGGCGACAUCCUGGAGGGCCGCCGCGUGGGGUUCGGCCCACGGGGCCCCCUGGAGGAGGCCUCGGAGCGCCUGCUGGCGGCGGCCGCCAGGGGCGACGGCGCCCGGGCCCUCGGCCCGCCGCUCACCCACCCCGACGUCGCAGACGCGCGCGGGCGCACGGCGCUGCACGUCGCUGCGGUGAAUUGCCAAGAAGACACAAUUCACCUGCUGCUGGACUGGGGCGCCGAUGUGAAUGCGUUGACGGACGAUGGAAUUUCUCCACUGCUUGCUUGCCUCAUGCUGUACUAUGCACAGGAGCCACCGGCCCAGGGAGCAGUCGGCGGUCGCGCGGAGACGCCAGAGGCCGACGGUGCCGCGGCGUCUCGGUGCGACGGGACCCCCCCGACCGAGAGCGGCCGCCAGUGGCCCCCCACCCGGGAAUCCCCAUCGGACAGCGGCGUCGACGUGAGGGACCGCGCGUCGGCGUUGUGCGAGGAGCCGCCGCGACGUGGCCGCUGUCAUCGGCCAAUGGCGGCGUCGCGCGGGCCAGGCAAGGCGAUGGCGCCUUCGGCGGAGGGACGACCGCUUGACCCCGAGCGCUCGGGAUGGACCGGUCACGGGCCCUCGGGUGCACGCGGCGAGGACGAGGAGGAGGAGGACGACGAGGAGGAGGAGGACGAGGAGGAGGGACAUUCUACGAGCUCCGAGUUCCGCUCCACCGCUACGCUGCGCGCGUUCGCCAUCGCCGUCUCCGACAAGGAGCUGGAGCUGAGCGCCGAGGCCCUGAGCAGGCUCCGCCGUGACGAGGGGGCGGCUCGUGACGGCCGGCGCGGUGGUGAGAAUCGCGGCGGUGGCGGCGGCGGCGGCGGCUGCAGCGAUGGAGGAGGAGCAGACGAGGAGGAGGAGGAGGAGGAGGGGGGCGAAGGAAGGGCAAGGAAGCUGGCCACCCUCAAACACAAACGGCGCCGCCUCUGGGCCACGGCGCUGCUGCUGCUGGAGCGCGGCGCCGACCCCGGCGUGGGCGGCGUGGGCGGCGUGCCGUGCCUGCUGCUGGCGGCGAGCGCCGGGGACGUCCGCGCCCUGCGCCUGCUGCUGCAGCGAGGGGCGCCGCCUGACCAGCGCCUGCCAGCCGAGCAGGGCGGUUUCCCCGCCCUGCUGGUGGCCGCUGGCACGCCGGGGCCCCGCGGGGUCAAGAUGGUCUCCCUGCUGCUGCACGCCGCGGCCGACCCGGACGUGCGUGCGCCCCACACGGAGGCCUCCUUCUUCCCUCCCGACCAGGGAGCGGACCACGCGGUGUGUGGCACGGCGAGGAGCGACGCUGCCCAGGCAGGGUUCCCUUCCCAGCUCCACGGCCACCCCCAGCAGCCCCCUGCAGCGGGGGGACUUACAGCCCUGCACGUGGCUUGCCAGCGCUCCGACGACCCGCAGUGCGUGCAGGCCGUGGUGCGCCUGCUGCUGCGUCACGGCGCCAACGCUGACCCGGUGUGGGCCGGCCACUCGCCGCUGUCCCUGGCGGUCGCCUGCGGGAACCUCCCGGCGGUGGAGGAGCUGCUGAGCGCCGGCGCCGACCCGGACCUCGCGCUGCCGGGGCCCGUCGGCAGCGCCCUCUGCGCCGCCGCCAACCCCGGCUACGCCCACGGGGGACUCGACGCGGCGUCGCUCCUCGCGCUCGUGGACCGGCUCAUCGCGGCCGGCGCCAGCGUCCUGUCGCCCAUCCACGUGCACGACGGCGCCAGGCUGGCGGUCGGCACCGUCGUCGACUUUGCCUUCAUGCGCUUCAACCAGGACCGCCGCGUCGCCCACGCCCCGUACCACGCGCUCUCCCCGAGCGAGCGGGCGGCGUUCACGGCGCGCCGUGCCGUGCUCGCCCACCUGGGCGCCGCCCUGCGCCGCGCCGCCGUCGCCCGCGAGCGCCGGCGGCUCGAGGCCUUGGCGGAGCGAGGAGUCGUCACGGUGGGGCCCAGCAAGAGGUUCGUUUACACCGGCGCGGGCGCGACCGUCCCCACGACCUCCGGGCCGUCCCCUCGCUCGGCACGACGCUCCUCCUCGCCGCACUCCUCGCAGAGACGAGAAACCCGCGCGGGCGCGGGCACCAAAGAGGGGAGCGCGGCGGUGAAUGAAAAGAAAAUCGUGAGGCGCUUCCUGCUGCGGUUCUGCUACGGCUGCGGCCGCGCCGUGGGCGUGCGGCUGUCCCCGUGCUCGCGGUGCCGCGAGGUCCUCUACUGCAGCCGCGCGUGCACCGUCGCCGCCUGGGCCGGCUGGCACCGCGACGAGUGCGUCCGCGUGCCAGGUCAACGCAGCCAGCAGCGCAAGGGCAAACCCGACGCGGCGCUCGACGGAAAGACCGCGAAGCAGCCCGCCGUGCCUUCGUGCUCGGAAAACUACAGCUUCAACUAACACGAGGAGCGGCCAACGGUCCGGAAGGGAGCUGCCUCCGCCCGGCGGAUGCUUCCACGGUCCCCCGGCCGUGUGCCCCCGUCUCCUCCUCGUCUCUCCCGCGGCCAAGACGAUCGCGGCCAACGCCGCGGCCACGACUAUCGGCCACGACUAUCGGCCACCUUCAUUCGCAGAUUGACAACGGCCGCUCUCGUCGGCCCGUCACCCGCUCGUCUCUCCGCGAAUGCUACGACCGUGGCCGUUGCUACAGCCGCUCUCUUCCCUCAUUGUUGCCAUCUCCUGCCCAAGCUGCAGGCAAAAUUGUUCCCCCACCCUCCCUCCUCCUCACUCCCUCCUCCUCACUCCCUCCUCCUCA
Molecule: messenger RNA, 4477 nt
Organism: Petromyzon marinus (sea lamprey)
Lineage: Eukaryota; Metazoa; Chordata; Hyperoartia; Petromyzontiformes; Petromyzontidae
Source: RefSeq, a predicted model, not a curated record